This is a messenger RNA of Pimephales promelas (fathead minnow), 1923 nucleotides long. It is a transcript of the gene pnck, whose product is annotated as pregnancy up-regulated nonubiquitous CaM kinase. Gene Ontology annotation, biological process: protein phosphorylation. The record is from RefSeq and is a predicted model, not a curated record. NCBI's taxonomy places the organism in Eukaryota, Metazoa, Chordata, Actinopteri, Cypriniformes, Leuciscidae. Gene Ontology annotation, molecular function: protein kinase activity; ATP binding.
CCUGUGCCCAUACAAGGAGAGCUGCGAGAGCUCUGGAUCUGUGGGAGCAUUACUGAAAACAGCCUCAAUAAUGUAAACAGACACUGCGGCUUCUGGCGAUCUCAAGGCAUUUUAAAACAAACCGUAACGCUUUCAGUUCAGCAAAGCCUGACUGUAAUGAUGAAGAAUGCUUAUUUAAUGUGCAGCCUAUCAGACAAUGUUCAUCUGUUCUCAUCGUACAUUCAAGAAACCAUUUGAGGACGUCUGAACCAGUCUUAAGGGGCCUGUUGUAGUUUGACCAACACACCCCUCCUCUAUCGCCAUGACUUUUUUUUUUUUUUUUUUACUUCUUUCUCUUGAUAUUUUUUUUCCCACACCACUUUCUCUCUCUGCUCUCUGUGCCUACUCUCCUUUUGUCAAUCUCUUUUCAACGUCAACUUCUCUUCUAAAGCAUGUGGGCGUUUAAGGUCAUCGGUGUAAAAUGAAUGUGAUUUUCGAUUAAAGAGCAGAGAGGCUGUUGGGAGUUUGGUGACGUGAACAGAAACGGUUGCCUUCCAGAUUUUCACAGCAGCUCACACCUACCCUGCAUUACCAUGCCUCUAUUGAGAGAUCUUCGGAAAAAAGAUGACAUCAAUGCUGUUUAUGAGCUGAAAGAGAAACUGGGAGAGGGCUCGUUCUCUGAGGUUCGAGUGGCUCAGCACAGAUGCACCCAGAAGCUUGUGGCUGUCAAGUGCAUCCGCAAGAGAGCGCUAAAGGGGAAAGAAUCCAUGCUGGAGAAUGAGAUUGCAGUAUUGCGCAGAAUAAAUCAUGAAAAUAUUGUGUCUUUGGAGGAAACCUUCGAAACUCCUACUAAACUGUAUUUGGUAAUGACACUGUUGACAGGAGGAGAAUUACUGGACAGGAUUCUGGAGAGAGGGAGUUACACAGAGAAAGAUGCCAGUCGGGUCAUAUCUCAGGUUCUGCAGGCGGUGAAGUAUCUACACCAGCUGGGUGUUGUUCAUCGAGACCUAAAGCCAGAGAAUCUAUUGUAUGAGACUCCAUUAGAAGACUCCAAAAUUGUCAUCAGUGAUUUUGGUCUGUCUAAAAUGGAAGAGCAGGGGACUCUUUCCACGGCCUGUGGGACACCUGCCUAUGUUGCUCCUGAACUUCUACAGCAGAAGACGUACGGUAAAGAGGUGGAUCUCUGGGCCAUUGGGGUGAUUACGUUCAUUCUCAGACUCUGUGGCUAUCCUCCGUUCUACGAUGACAACGACACACAACUCUACAAGCUGAUUAUAAAGGCUGAAUAUGAAUUUGAUUCACCAUACUGGGAUGACAUCUCUUACUCCGCGAAAGACUUCAUAGUUCACUUACUGCAGAAGAAUCCAGUGAAGAGGUUCAAUUGUGACCAGGCCUUGCAGCAUCCUUGGAUAUCAGGAGGUGCAGCUCUGGACAAGAACAUCCAUGGCUCAGUGUCAGCGCAGAUUCAGAAAAACUUUGCCAAGAGUCACUGGAAGAGAGCCUUUAAUGCCACGAACAUCGUGCGUCAUUUAACCAAGAAAACCCACUCUGGGGAAGACGAUGAAGGGGAUAAUUCCACAAGUAUAGGGACCAUCUGACAAUCCACUGGCAGUGAACAGAGGCUCUGUUAAAAAGAAAUCAACAAAUAUGAAAACUGUCAUUUACUCAACCUCAUAUUGUUCCAAACCAAACCCCUAUGACUUGGUCUAUUUCCAAGACAAAAGGAGAGGGGUUAACAAAGAGCCGUGUGAACCAAGAAAGAAGUGAACAGGUUCUGUGAACAUCGAAAUACAAAUUUAAAUAUGGCUCGUGAUGUUCAUGUGCAUAUUCAAUUAUGUGCAAAAGAGAAUGUAUGUUGAGAGGGCCAGGUUUUAAGAAGGCCAGUCUUUUUUUUUAAUUGGAGAUUGACAAAAAGUCAUUCUUUGAAAAUAAAAAUAAAUGUUA